Molecule: messenger RNA, 923 nt
Organism: Peromyscus leucopus (white-footed mouse)
Lineage: Eukaryota; Metazoa; Chordata; Mammalia; Rodentia; Cricetidae
Gene: Gatc
Product: glutamyl-tRNA amidotransferase subunit C
Exons: 3
Coding region: 21-488 (155 amino acids)
Biological process (GO): mitochondrial translation; glutaminyl-tRNAGln biosynthesis via transamidation; regulation of translational fidelity
Cellular component (GO): glutamyl-tRNA(Gln) amidotransferase complex; mitochondrion
Molecular function (GO): glutaminyl-tRNA synthase (glutamine-hydrolyzing) activity
Source: RefSeq, a predicted model, not a curated record
GGAGGCGGAGAAGCAAAGAAAUGUGGGCACGGGCUGUGCGGGGACGUUUUCGGGCUGCCCUGCACCGGGGCCCAGGCUUCGCUUCCAAAGCGGAUCCACAGGGAAAGGUCCAGGCUGCGGGCCCCGGGACCCACACUCCACGCCCCGCCCCGCAGGGCGGCGGCCCCGUGCCCCCCGCGAAAAUCGAGCAUCUGGAGCGUCUGGCGCUGGUGAACUUCGGCAGCCGCGAGGCGGUGGCCCGGCUGGAGAAAGCCAUCGCCUUCGCCGACCAGCUGCACGCCGUGGACACCGACGGCGUGGAGCCCCUGGAGUCGGUACUGGAGGACAGAUGUCUCUACCUGAGAUCUGACCAUGUAGCCGAAGGCAACUGCACUGAAGAACUCCUACAGAAUUCCCGUCACAUCGUGGAGGAGUAUUUUGUGGCCCCGCCAGGUAAUAUUCCUUUGCCAGACAUGGUAAACAAGAUCCCUUCUCCCACAGCAGAGUAGCUGUUCUGGGAAAGGGGAACCCUAUCAAGAUGGUGGACUCACAAAGGUGGUCACUUACUACUGUGAAUUCUGGUGUAAACUGGACAUUUAUGACUUCUUGGUUUCCGAGGACAGAAAUGGAAAACACCCAGCAAUAGACCACCACAGCCUGCUUCAAAGGAAAUGGAUCAAGAACUCACAGGCUGUUGUGUGGAAAACAUCCUCCUGCAUCUCCUAAAACCACUAUCAGAAUGUAUCUCUGUGAACUCUUCUGUUUAUGCUUAGGGGAGAGGUCGCCCGUGACCAGGUGACAACUCAUUUUAGUUUCUUUUCCACUGACUUGAGCAGCCCACCACCUUCAUUUGUCCCUGGUCCCUACUUUAUUCCUACCAGAGGGGUCAUUUUAUGGAAAGGUUUGCGUAGCACUGAAAUAAAUUCCAGCCUGGGAACUCCUAA